AAGUACAGAGAGAAACUAACUGUUUCGUAGACUUUUUAUUUCUUUGUGCUUUGAGUUCUACAAUUAAUGGAGUGGAUUCGUAGAGAGACAAUAGGUCACGGGAGCUUCUCCAUCGUUAGUCUAGCCACUACCUCCGGUAGCUCAACCUCCUUUCCUCCCUUGAUCGCCGUGAAAUCCUCCGGAGCAGUCUGCUCCGCCGCGUUACGCAACGAGAGAGACGUUCUUGACGAUCUCGGCCACUGUUCUGAGAUCGUGCGGUGUUUCGGAGAAGGAACGACGGUGGAGAACGGCGAAGAGGUUUACAAUCUUUUUCUAGAGUACGCUUCCGGCGGAAACUUGGGCGAUAGGAUCAAGAACUCCGGCGAGGGGCUGCCGGAGCUCGAAGUGAGGCGGUUCACGAGGUCGAUCGUUAAAGGGUUGCGUCACGUCCACAAGAAUGGUUACUCUCAUUGCGACGUGAAGCUUGAGAAUGUUCUGGUGUUCGGCGACGGAGGCGUGAAGAUUUCCGAUUUCGGGUUAGCGAAACGGAGGGGUGAGAUCGCGGAUGGGAUCAGAGGAACGCCGCUGUAUUUGGCGCCGGAAGCGGUUAAUCGCGGGGAGUUUGAGUCGCCGGCGGAUGUUUGGGCGUUGGGAUGGUGUGUAGUUGAGAUGUCGAGUGGCAAAACGGCAUGGUGUUUGGAGGAAGGAGUUAAGAACGUAAUGUCUCUGAUGGUUCGUAUCGGUUCGGGAGAUGCCCCGAAGAUUCCGGUAGAGUUGUCGGAGGAAGGGAAAGAUUUCGUGAGGAGGUGUUUUGUUAAGGACCCGGUGGAGAGAUGGACGGCUCAGAUGCUUUUGGAUCAUCCGUUCUUGGCCGUUGAUCAUGAUGAUGAGAGAAGUAGUGGUUCACUGAGGUGUGGCGAUGAAGACGAGGCUUCGGUUUCACCGAGAGAUCCUUUUGAUUUUCCUGAUUGGAACUCGGUUAACGAUUCAGUUACGGUUUGCUCACCGGUUAAUUAUUCACCGUUCAGUUAUUUGGUACGUUUACCAGAGGAGAGAAUCAGUGGGUUAGUUUCCGGGAAUGUACCUGAUUGGUCAGUUUCAUGUGAUUGGGUCAACGUACGUGAGGUUAAAGGGAGUACAGUAGUUUAAAUUAGUGGAGAAAGACCAAGUCACAUGAUGGAGAUAAUUAUGGGUUAAUUAGAGAAUUGACGGUCUUGAUUUAAUCUUUUGUUAAUUAGCUCGUUGACUGUUAAUGAAUAUUAGAUUAUUUUUUAAAGACAUAAGAGUUUUUUCUUACACCAAUCAAUGUGUGUUACACAGAUUCUUACUCGUAAAAGAUAAAAAGUUGGAUUUGUUAUUUGUCGGUUAUAGUUAACUAAUAUGAAAGUGUCAGACGUUGAAGGAUAGAAUAUUUUUUUUGCCACCGACUAAAGUCACCAAACCUUGGAUUAAAUGGACUCGAAGCUUGUUUUAGCACGUGUGAAACGUUCCAAGUGUAAUGAUAUAGCAGGAGCCAUAAGAUCCGAUUUGAUUUUGGGAUUAGAGAAGGCCGUGGAUAGUGUAAAAAGCUGCCGUGCAAGGAACGGUCUCGGUUAGGUUCAGCAAACAGAACCAUUGGCGAGAUUGAGCUAGA
Brassica oleracea var. oleracea is the source of this 1612-nucleotide messenger RNA. Its product is annotated as mitogen-activated protein kinase kinase kinase NPK1. The coding region runs from base 67 to 1128 and encodes 353 amino acids. Gene Ontology annotation, biological process: protein phosphorylation. Gene Ontology annotation, molecular function: protein kinase activity; ATP binding. The record is from RefSeq and is a predicted model, not a curated record. Lineage: Eukaryota; Viridiplantae; Streptophyta; Magnoliopsida; Brassicales; Brassicaceae. The transcript has a single exon.